AUGUCUUCGGGGAAGCACGGGGGAAAGACCUUCGAACAGGCCCACACCGAUCUCUGUUAUGUCCGACAGAUGUGGAACAGAAAGGCAGUUUCGGCUUGGGUCCGCAGUUUUCAGAUGUACUGCAGGGCUCGCAGCCAGAUGACGAGCGAGUACGCCUUCAAGAUGCAGGAGAUGGGUGUCGAGGUGGACCUGGUCGGUCUACAGACUCAGGUGACAACAUCAAAUUCCAGCAGUCACAGUGCAGCCAGUCAGGAAGAGUGGAUCAAUAUCGAGGAGGAAGUGCAGACAAAGAGCGAGCCCAGAAGGACCACAAAGAGGGGAAGUUCCAAGCCACAGACAACGUCGAUGGCGACAGAAAUCAAUGCCACUCGAGUUCAGGAGCUGCGCACUCAGAUUGCCAUCCUGCAGCGAGAGUUGGCUCGCGAAGAGGACAUCCCCGAAGAGGAGGUUCCCCGGGUAGGAAAUUUUGUUGUACGUUAUGGGGAUGAGAUGUUCGACAAUUUCCAAAUGAUGGUGCCUGAGCUGCAACUGAAACUUGUGAUCUUGUGCCGAGGAACCGAAAGGAUAGCUCCCAAAAGUGGUCCCAAUUUUGAGAGCUUGGACCCUGAGAAGAAAGCUGAUUUGCGUAGGACAACGGAGGAACAGAUCCAAGUGUUUGAGAACGUUUGGUUGAACUGGGCUGGGCCUUGUAAGACUCUGUACUUGGACCCUGCUGGAGAAUACAUCAAUGAUCAAUGGCAUGAUUUUGCACAAAAAGAAGGGAUCAAACUGUCAGUCGCGGCGGGAGAAAGCCAUUGGCAGAUUGGCCGCGCUGAAUCCCAUGGACGCAUCGUGAAACAAAUGCUGACAGCCAUGGACGUAGAUGAACCCAUUUCCAAUUUUGAUCAGUUUCGGAAAAGCCUUCGACAUGUGUUUGCUGCCAAAAAUGCUUUAAGCAAUGUCAAUGGAUAUUCCCCUGAACAGGCAUUGCUGGGUAAAUCUUGUGCUGUUCCUGCAUCACUGGUAGGGGAUAAUGAAGCAGCCACACAUAGUCUGGCUGAGAGUAACUCCCCUGAAGGGAUCCUCUUCCGUGAGAGCCUACGACGGCGUGAAUGCGCCCGUAAGGCGUUUCUGACAGCUGACAACAGCAGUGCCCUCCGCCGAGCCGUUCUCCGUCGACCCCGGAAAGAGAUCACCCAGUACCAAAGUGGGGAUUGGGUGGAGCAUUUGAUCAUAGCGAAUCGAGUGUUGUUUGAAGCUAAAUCCAAACCCGUGAAUCUGAUGAUUGUUCCGAUUGCAGAAUCCAAGGUGACAUUCUGUGCCUUUUCAGAUGCCUCGUUCGAGUCUGGAAAUGGAAAACCCACAAGGCAGGGCACUUUGAUUUUCACCACGGAUGGCAAUUUAGCCAAAAAUCAGCGAACAGUGAUUUGUCCGAUGGCAUGGUCCUCACGCAAAGUUCCGAGGGUUGUGCGGAGCACACUCACUGCCGAAUCCGUGGCACUGGGAUCCACGUUGGAUCGCCUAAGUUGGUUGAGAGUGUUUUGGGAAUGGUUGAAGAACCCUGGCAUUGACUGGUCUCAGCCAGAUCAAGUUUUGAGGGGAGCUCCACAUGCGACAGUGGCCACCGAUUGUAAAUCUGUGUUUGAUUUAUCAACCAAAACCUCCACACCAUCUUGCUCAGAAUAUCGCACGACAUUGGAAUGCUUGCUCAUCAGAGAGCGCCUUCGAGAGAACUGUGGUCUGAGGUGGGUUAACAGUAGGGCCAUGUUGGCAGACUGUUUGACUAAGUCCAUGGAUGGUGAUGUUCUCAGGCAAGCUCUGAUGGUAGGACAAUAUGCUCUUUUUGAUGAGCAUGAGGUGCUCAAGGAACGGGCCGACAAGAGGAAGAAUAGUGACCUGGUGCUGUUGGAACGACAAGAGCCUGUGGUCCUGGAGGUGUUCUGGGAAGUGUUGCUGGCGGUGACGUCCGGUGCGACUGACGAUGACGUGGCUCUGCAGGGAGCCAGGACGGAGUUGGACGGAGUUGGGGUCACCGAGGUCUGGGUCGCAAAGCUUCAUAAGCUCAGGAAAUCAGAGGAAAUCGUGAAGAUUUGGAGUUUCCUGAAGGAAGCACCGCGGGACAGCAAGAUGAAUUUCCUGCAGCUGUGCAUCAAAGAGUCGUCCUCGGAAGGCAACAGCUGGUGGUUGGACCUGGGAGAUCGAGAAGUGCUUGAUGCUCUGCCAGUGGCUGGGCACGAGCAGCCUCGCCGUGCUGCGACGAGUGCUGGAGGCCUUGUGGUGCGACGCGACAGCGGCGGAGGAACUGGGGGCAGCUUGGGCGUCGUUUAG
Messenger RNA from Cladocopium goreaui, 2307 nucleotides. The record is from the annotation of a GenBank genome assembly. NCBI's taxonomy places the organism in Eukaryota, Dinophyceae, Suessiales, Symbiodiniaceae.